Messenger RNA from Suncus etruscus (white-toothed pygmy shrew), 2973 nucleotides. RefSeq names its product syntabulin (gene SYBU). The transcript has 8 exons. The coding region runs from base 242 to 2227 and encodes 661 amino acids. Gene Ontology annotation, biological process: axonal transport of mitochondrion; synapse maturation. Gene Ontology annotation, cellular component: vesicle; cytoplasmic microtubule. The record is from RefSeq and is a predicted model, not a curated record. NCBI's taxonomy places the organism in Eukaryota, Metazoa, Chordata, Mammalia, Eulipotyphla, Soricidae.
AAGCACGUCAGCUGUUCUUGUUGCUGUGCAGAUCACCCAACGUAGGGUCAGUGAGAAAGAGGCAGCGUUGGCUCGCCUUGCUGAUAGGAUUAGGAGACGGUGCUUUGUCAGUCCUGAUUGAGUCCUGGGUCCCCGACAAAAGCAGGUGGUGCCUCCUCUUCCCGGACGGCGGCAGCAGCAACAGCCGCAGCAGCAGCAGCAGAGGCGGCGGCGGCGCCCCGAGCCGGCGGGCAGCGACGCGAUGGGGCCCCAUCGCGAGGGCAAGAAGGAGCAGCGAGGACAGCAUCAGGAGAAGGAGACUUCCAGAAGCCGAAUUCCCCGCUUGAUUCUUCGACCUCACCUGCCCCUACAACAACACAAAGUGUCCCCGACCUCCGAGUCUCCCUUCUCUGAGGAAGAAAGCAGAGAGUUUAAUUCCAGCUCUGGGCGCUCUGCUCGGACCAUAAGCAGCAACAGCUUCUGUUCAGAUGACACGGGUUGUCCAAGUAGCCAGUCGGUGUCUCCUGUAAAGACACCCCCGGAUUCUGGAAACAUCCCUGUUGGAUUUUGCCCUGGAAAUGAUGCUGAUUUUAUCAGAAAGAAAUGCACAAUUGGAAUGGCUAGUGAGGGAGGCCUUCAGUCAACUCGACAUAAGAAGGAAUCAAAGUCAGGCCUUAUAAAACCAGGUAGUGAAGCAGAUUUCAGCUCCUCCAGCAGCACUGGCAGCAUUUCUGCUCCGGAGGUCCAUAUGUCUGCAGCGGGCAGCAAGCGAUCGUCUUUUACACGCAACCGUGGUCCCCAUGGGCGGAGUAAUGGAGUGUCAUCACACAAGCCGGGGAACAGCCCCCCAUCCCCACGGGAGAAGGACUUGCUGUCUGUGUUCUGCAGGAAUCAGCUGAACCCUCUCAACCUGCACCCCAAUUAUGCGCCUUCUUCCCCCAGUAGCAGCAACUCUGGUUCCUACAAAGGAAGUGACUGCAGCCCUGUGAUGCGGCGGUCAGGAAGAUACCUAUCCUGUGGUGAAAAUCAUGGGGUCAAGCCCCCAAGUCCUGAGCAGUAUUUGACUCCUCUGCAGCAGAAGGAGGUGACUGUAAGACACCUCAAGACCAAGCUGAAGGAAUCUGAGCGCCGUCUCCAUGAGAGGGAAUCUGAGAUUGUGGAGCUAAAGUCUCAGCUGGCCAGGAUGAGAGAAGACUGGAUCGAGGAAGAAUGCCACCGGGUAGAGGCCCAGUUGGCCCUCAAGGAAGCCAGGAAAGAGAUUAAACAGCUCAAGCAGGUCAUUGAGUCUAUGAGGAGUAGCUUGGCCGACAAUGACAAAGGCAUCCAGAAAUAUUUUAUUGACAUUAACAUCCAAAACAAGAAAUUGGAAUCUCUCCUGCAGAGCAUGGAGAUGGCACACAAUGGCUCCUUGAGGGAUGAACUGUGUCUCGACUUUCCCUGUGAUUCUCUGGAGAGCAACUCAGCCCUGAGUACCCCCUUUGGCAAGAGGGUAGAUGGGCCAACCUUGGAAGAGACUGUUAUAGAGGAAGUGAAUAGUGAGCAGCAACUGCUGGAAGAUGGCUUGGCUGAAGGCACAGAUUUGUUUGAGGGCAUGAGGGAAGCCUGUGACAUGGACUUUCUUCACUCUGACCCUGCGGCCAAACAUCUGGAGAGCCUUCCUGGAGUGAGAGAGCAGCAGCAAGGCCCACUAGGGGUGGACCAAGCAGUGCAGACUGAUGUGGUGCCCUAUGGCCAGGCCAUCUCAGACUUCAUCCAGCAUAUGCUCAAACUCCAGGGCCCUAGGCCUUCUCACUCAGCUACCCCUGGAGAUUCUGGGGUUGACUUCCCUGCCAACACCCUUCACCCCAUCUCUGCACUCCUGCUGAAUUUAACCCAGAAAACUUCAAACUCAGAUAUGCUCUUGUCUCCUAUGGAGACCCCUUGCCACUCUGAGCUGGAUCUGGACGGUCAUGAAAAACAUCUCAUAAAGGAGCUGGAUUUUGCAGGCCCGGACCAAGGAAGGCUGGAGGACAACAGCCCAGUGCCCCCUUCUUCUUCUCUGGGGGUUGUGGGGAGGCAGUACUGGAGCAGCAGCUUCCUGGUUGAUCUGCUGGCAGUGGCUGCCCCUGUUGUCCCCACCGUUCUGUGGGCCCUUAGUACUCAGAGGGGGGGCAUAGAUCCCGUCUACAACAUAGGAGCCUUGCUCCGGGGCUGCUGUGUCCUGGCUUUGCAUUCUCUCCGACGCACUGCCUUUCACGUCAAAACCUAAAGAAUAGUGAUUGCUACCUUGUGCCAAUUGGUCCCCGUAUGACUUUGGUGCUAGGUGGAGAAACAGUAAACCCCAGCCAUCCUUCCCCUGACCUUCUCCCAAUCUCCCACCUCUACUCUCUUUGGCAGUUUCUUUCUGUUCUGUCAUUUCUGCAACUCGGUGUUGGAUUUGCACUAUGUUUAGUUGAAGCCUGCUUAACUGUUUUGAAGCAGAGGUAUCUUCGAGGCCAUGGAGACAUGUCCUGAUGUGUGGUCCAGAAAGCAUGCAUAGGACCCUGCUGUGGUGUCUAAAGUACCUGUUCUUCUCCCUCGUGGUUCAGGAAGAAAAAUGCAGUUUGCACUUUUCACGACAGCUUGUUAGGCUGGCAUGCUUUUCCGUUUCGCUUUCUGCUUCGUGCCGUUUUCCAAUGUGUAAAUCGUUCCAGCAUCCCAAUGGUCUUGUGCAUAGCAGGGACAGUAACCAAAAAUUCAGAUGUACUUGUGAAAUGGGUUGGUUAAAAAAAACUCUUUGAAUAGCACUUUUAGUCUCUUCCUUGGGUUUGAUAAGGUUUGAGUGUUUGCAGUUUUUACUCAACAUAGCUCCAAAGUCUCCUUUGUUCUAAAUCAGUUCCUUGAUGAGAUUGUACGUUUACAAUGUAUUAACUUAUUUUUUUUGCUUAUUACAUAGAGUGUUUUAUUGGAAACUGUUUGUAACCACACAGCAUGAUGAGAAGAAAGAUUAGUGUUUCCAUUUUAAUAAAUGUUUUU